UGCCAAGAAGCUCAAGCACGGCAAAGCACUUUGGUGCGCCAAGUUUGGCCAUGCUUGCGAAAACUGUUUGAGCCAUGGCGGAAGAAAUUCUGGAUGCAGCCACGAGCAGACUUCUGAUGAAGAAGACAUGGUGUCAUGGUCAGGUAGUUGCCGCUUUCCAAGGUGUAUUGUACUUUGCCUGGGGAUAUGAGAGCACGGACUUAUCAAAUACCUGGAGAGCGCUCCUCACGUCUAGCAUUCUCCUCCUUCCAAUCUGGAGUAUUGUAAGCUGGAGGUCGAUGCAGGGUCGCAGGGCGUAUUAUGCAUGGAUUAUUUUGGCAUUUGGAACCAUCCUCCUUGUGUUUUAUGCAGCGGUCAUUUGGGUUGCGCUGGAAGAUGAUCAUCCGUACCAGCUGGGCUUGGUGAUUCUCACUGCUCUUCAGUGCAUGGAAACAUCAGCAUAUUUGGUGGUUGUUGCAUGUUUAAAGGAAAGCCUCGAAGAAGACGACUCCGAUGUACAGUACAGCCUUUUUUGAGGACUUUCCAUCUUGGCUCACCUCAGCUGCGUGUGAGAAAUGUGGAGCCCCAGCGCUGUAUCACUGUCGAGGAUGAGUGAUGACUGGUACAGCUCAGUUUGUAUCCAGCAGACACUGAAUGAUUUGUAGGGAAAUUCUGGAUUUUCUGUGUUUUCUGUGACUUGGUGGGAAUGGCGUGAAGGAGCAGAAAAA
This is a messenger RNA of Cladocopium goreaui, 707 nucleotides long. The record is from the annotation of a GenBank genome assembly. NCBI's taxonomy places the organism in Eukaryota, Dinophyceae, Suessiales, Symbiodiniaceae.